AUGACCCAACCCGUCCGUUCUGUUGACCGUCGUUUCACGACCACUGCCUUCACCUACCCCGGAUACCAUAUCGCUGCCUCCCACGGUGUCGUCCGCGGCUUGACCGUCCGUAACCCUAACGUCGGAAAGGCAUUCGUCGGAAGUUUCGCAGCGUUGGCCGGUGGAGAGAGCUCGACGUACAUCGAGAUGGCCGAGAAGGCUCGUGAGCGUGCCUUCCUCCGCAUGCUCGAGCACGCCGCCGCCGCAGGCGGUAACGUCAUGGCAUACGGAACCGCCGUCACCCUGGUGCCCCUCCAGCAGCCCGGCCAGGCUCAGGGAGCUCCCCAGUAA
Messenger RNA from Linnemannia hyalina, 330 nucleotides. The record is from the annotation of a GenBank genome assembly. NCBI's taxonomy places the organism in Eukaryota, Fungi, Mortierellomycota, Mortierellomycetes, Mortierellales, Mortierellaceae.